AUGGCUGGCAACAAGGAUGUUCUGUCAUUGCUGGUGGUUUAUGCAGAAGAGUCAGAGCCUGAGUCAGACAGUGGGGCUGUAGUGGAAAUGCCUGGGAGCUCCCCUACAGCAGAGGGAAAAGGUGGCUUAGUGUCUGAAGGCUAUGGAGAUGAUUUUUCUCAACUUGAGGGAGAUGAAGAUGGCUAUGAGGAAGAGGAGGAAGAAAACAGCAGACAGUUGGAAGAUGAUGAUUCAGAGACUGAAAAACCUGAGACUGAUGAUCUAAAGGAGUUUUCAGAACUGGAACAUCGAGAUCCUCAGGAGCUGGCUGCCUUUUUCUUUGAGAGAGUCAGGAACAUGUCUCCUGAUGAGAUUAAAAUCCCCCCAGAGCCACCUGGCAGAUGCUCAGAUCACCUCCAGGACAAGAUACAGAAAUUAUAUGACUGGAAGAUAAAGGAAGGGAUGGAUAUGAAUUAUAUUAUCCAGAGUAAGAAGGAAUUUAAGAAUCCCAGAAUCUAUGAGAAGCUUAUCCAGUACUGUUCAAUUGAUGAGAUUGGCAGCAAUCAUCCCAAGGAGUUGUUUGACCCCUAUGGAUGGUCCGAGGAUUCCUACUAUGAGGCUUUAGCCAAAGCACAGAAGAUUGCAAUGGACAAAUUGGAAAAAUCCAAAAAGGAGAGAAGAAAAAUUGAGUUUGUGACAGGCACCAAGAAGGAUACCACAACCAAUGCCACCACCACUAGGACCACCACAGACAGUGCCACAGCUACACAUGCUCAGAAGAGAAAGAGUAGGUGGGAUUCUACUAUGCCAGUGACGAUGAUAGCUCAAUCUACCAUCCUCACAACCACAGCUACUCUGCCAGCCACUGUCACUGUGACAACUAGUAGCAGUGGCUUCAGGACCACAGUCAUCUCAGCCGGGGGCACCAUUGUGAAGAAAGCCAAGCAAUGA
Messenger RNA from Trichosurus vulpecula (common brushtail), 930 nucleotides. RefSeq names its product SAP30-binding protein-like. The transcript has a single exon. Bases 1 to 930 code for a protein of 309 amino acids. Lineage: Eukaryota; Metazoa; Chordata; Mammalia; Diprotodontia; Phalangeridae. Gene Ontology annotation, cellular component: nucleus. Gene Ontology annotation, biological process: regulation of DNA-templated transcription. The record is from RefSeq and is a predicted model, not a curated record.